This is a messenger RNA of Dichomitus squalens LYAD-421 SS1, 831 nucleotides long. RefSeq lists its product as uncharacterized. NCBI's taxonomy places the organism in Eukaryota, Fungi, Basidiomycota, Agaricomycetes, Polyporales, Polyporaceae. The transcript is spliced from 3 exons. Bases 1 to 831 code for a protein of 276 amino acids. The record is from RefSeq and is a predicted model, not a curated record.
AUGUCGGGGCACAACGUCGCCAUCCAACGCAUCUCCAACGCCGUCUCUGCCCCCGCCUUCGACAUCGCCGACGGAACCCUCCGCCGCCACGUCUACAAUGACAUCAAAGACAACGUGCUGCCCUUGGUCCCGUCCACCGCCACCCCGCCGCUCCCCGUCCUCGUCUACGCCGUCCACAACAUCAUCCAGCCCUCCUUUGUCCUCGGCCAGAUUCCCGACCUCCUCUCCCUCCUCGCCCACAUCGAGGUCUUUCGCCUCAACACAAUAGAAAAAAUCAACCGCAUCCUCCGCAGAGACAAAACACUCCGCAGAGAUCGCAGUCCGUCAGUUCGUCUGCUCGCCGACCAUGACCGCGACGACCUCGAGCGCAUCGUCUCACCGUCCCGCGUACAGGCCGCACGCAAGGUCUACCGCCAGAUUGUCCACGGUUGUUCUCUCCUCCAUAUCCACCACAUAUGGUGCACAUCCCCCGGGGGUCCCUCGCCCCUCCACUACCUCAUCCAGUACUUUCCCUACUUUGUCCAACGCGACCAAGAUGCCGCCCCACAGUGCACUGCCGCCCUCAGCACCUACCCCUGGCACUACAACCUCUCCCGCCCCGAGCAGCGCGAGAAUGAGGAGAUCGGCGAGGUCGCCGCCAACUUCAUCCUUGGCGCCUCCCAGUACCUCGACGACAAGGAAGGCUACUGCCGCGAGAACGGGCGCCCGUUCGAGGCGAUCUUUCCCCCGCCCCGCCAGGAUGCGAACGUGAACGCGAUCGACAAGUACAUGAGUGUCGUCACCGGCGCAGCAGACACCCUGCAAGCCAUCCUCGAGGACGCCGAAAGCUGA